Molecule: messenger RNA, 366 nt
Organism: Macrosiphum euphorbiae (potato aphid)
Lineage: Eukaryota; Metazoa; Arthropoda; Insecta; Hemiptera; Aphididae
Source: the annotation of a GenBank genome assembly
AUGUACGAAAGUACUAUAAAAUCCACUUUAUUUCCGGUCCAUCGGGGCUUUGGCCGCUCGACUGUAACCGGUGCUGUCGAACUGAUCUCAUAUACCCUCGAUCAGUUUGGAUUCCGUAGCCAAGUAGAUGUUACUUUCAUUGACAUUGCAAAAGCGUUUGCACUACCGUUAAGCAAUAACCAUGAAGUUUUAGUACAAUACUCUCGACCAACUUGGAAUAGGCGAACCGUUACUAUUAUGGUCAUACUUAACCGAUGGAUGUCAGUUUGUGUCUCUUUUUGGUCACAAUUUAGAGAAAAUUCUGGUUUCUUCGGAUGUUCCCCGAGAACGUCAUCUAUCGCAGUUAUUAUCUAUUCAAUACUUUAA